This is a messenger RNA of Planococcus citri (citrus mealybug), 2250 nucleotides long. RefSeq names its product maltase A3-like. Lineage: Eukaryota; Metazoa; Arthropoda; Insecta; Hemiptera; Pseudococcidae. The coding region runs from base 430 to 2202 and encodes 590 amino acids. The record is from RefSeq and is a predicted model, not a curated record. The transcript has 10 exons. Gene Ontology annotation, biological process: carbohydrate metabolic process.
GUUAUUCAAGAUUCAUAACUGUGCCAAGUAUACUCAAAGUAAAUCCCCAAAUUAUUAUUUACAACUCCAUAAAUACCUGCGGAUUUAAGUACUUAGAUAGUGCAUUGCAUACCAAUUUGAAAUUACAAAAAUUGCAAGGUUCGCAGUAAAUGAACAUAUUAUUGAAAAUUAAUCUACUUGUAUCACUAAUUCUUCAAGCAAACAAGGAAAGGUCGUACCAAGCGGUACCUGGAUGUUCGAGUGUUUAACACCUUGUCGAGUUACGUAUUAUCUCAAAGAAGACGAAUAAAAUUGGUCUCAGCGCUUAGGUAUAAUACAGCAAUUUCAUCACUUACUAAAUGAAUCCCAGUAUAAAUUGAUUCAACGAUUUCUCCAAGUCUCAUAAUACUCAGUUUCAAUUCCAAUGCCGAGUGUGAAAAAAAGGCAGAAAUGUUCAUCGUUCAUUUUAAACUACUAACAAUUUUUUUACUGAUUAUCGCCAGUAACGGGUUCUCUUUGGAUACUGAUUGGUGGAAACACACGAUUUUAUACGAAAUUUACGUACAGUCGUUCAAAGAUAGCAAUGGAGAUGGUAUGGGUGAUAUUAAAGGAAUUACGAACAAACUGGAUCACUUUGUCGACUUGGGAAUCGAAACGCUUCACUUAUCGCCAUUCUUUCUCUCGCCAAUGAUGGAUUCAGGAUAUGAUGUAUCUAGCUACACUGAAAUUAAUCCAUUAUUCGGAACAAUGGAAGAUUUUAACGAAUUGAUAAACGAGAUGAAACGUCGAGCAGUGACGAACAUCCUUGGUUUGGAAAAUCCAUCGAAAGAAUUGAUCCGUACACGAAUUUCUACAUACGUAUGGGUCGAUCCUAAAGGAUAUGAUUCAAAAGGACAGCCCAUUCCGCCAAAUAACUGGGUGAAUUUAUUUGAAGGCAGUGCUUGGGAAUGGAAUGAGAAAAGAGGCCAAUUUUAUUUACACCAGUUCGCCAUUAAACAACCUGAUUUCAAUUUACGCGAUGCCGAAUUGAAAAAGGAAAUAAAGAAAAUCAUGAAAUUUUGGUUGGACCGAGGUAUGGCUGGUUUCCGACUGGAUGCCACGAUGCAUUAUAUCGAAGAUAGAUAUUUCAGAGACGAACCAUUCGUAGAUCCAAGCAAAACGCAAAUUACUACGUGGGACGACUUGAAACACAUAUACACGACCGACUUGUGGGAAUCUUAUGAAUUUAUACACGAACUCAGGGAUUUCACGGAUCAAUACACUAUGGGGAAACGACAGCAAUUUGAAAGGAUUUUGGUAGCCGAAGCGUAUACAACUGUAAAUCACACGAUGGCUUAUUAUGGCACAGACAAUUAUCGCAUAACACACUUUCCUUUCAAUUUUGAAUUCGUCGAUCUGCAUAAUUUCGUGAACGCUACCUUAUACGACGAUUUUAUAUUAGAAUGGUUGAAAAAUAUGCCGAAAGAUGCGACUCCGAAUUGGGUGGCAGAAAAUCACGAUAAUAAGAGAAUCGGUAGCAGAUUAUGCGAAGAGUACAUGGAUAUUGUAACCAUCACAAUCAUGACGCUACCUGGUACAGCAUGCGUUUAUUAUGGGCAAGAAAUCGGUAUGACUAAUAGCUACGUUCGACCUGACCAACGGAAAGAUCCGAAUAAUGAUGCAACGCCCAGCGCUCAAAGCAGGGAUGGUGAGCGACUUCCGAUACAAUGGGACGAUACGAUGAAUUCAGGGUUCACAUCAAAGUACAUACCGUGGCUCCCUGUGCAUCCGAAUUAUUGGAAAGUCAACGUUGAAAAACAAAAAUCCCAAGAAGUCAGCAGAUACAAUAUAUUCAAAGCACUGUCGCAGAUCAGAAAAAGAAAAACCAUGAAAAAUGGAGAUUUCAAAUCGUACAUUGUUUCUGAAUGGGUCUACGCGUUUACUAGAUCGUAUCGCCGAUACGAAACAUACAUAACGGUUUUGAAUUUGGGCAGUGAAAUCGAACCGGUCAAUUUACACGACGUCAUCAGCAACUUGCCAUCAACUUUGCAAGUGGUUGUAGCCAGUGUUAAUGCAGGCUUUGUAAAAGGGGAUCAAAUUCGAAGUGUACCCAAGUUUCCGAGAAUGUUCUCAAUGAGGCCUUUAUCCGCCAUCGUUCUAACCACCAGAGCUCAAACCAAGCCUCCUGUAUUCAGAACGGAACUAAUCGACCCAAGAAUGAAUAAGAAUUCAAUAGAAAUUUAAGAUGUAAAUUUCUUUGACAAUAAACAUGUACCUAUCCCGUGACAAAAA